Molecule: messenger RNA, 902 nt
Organism: Hyaloscypha bicolor E
Lineage: Eukaryota; Fungi; Ascomycota; Leotiomycetes; Helotiales; Hyaloscyphaceae
Exons: 1
Coding region: 192-758 (188 amino acids)
Source: RefSeq, a predicted model, not a curated record
GAUCCAAUUACAGGCACUUGAAGCCCAAUGUGCUCAAUAUAUUCCCCGCAACGAAGACCCUGAGCUUACGGAGAGCAUCUUGAAUUGGAAAGUCGACUGGGAGGACAUUGACAGGCGGUCUAAAGCCCGGAGGAAGAAGUGUAAGAUGUCGUUGUCAGUGAGUAAUAUGAGUGACUCCCAGACAGCCGUGGAUGGCUCUUGAAGUUGGGACAGAGCAAUCCAUAACAACAGAGCCAUGUAUCAGUAACAACCUGAUAUUACCCAAAAUCAGGGUGUCACCUUGCGGGUUCGAGAAGAUUCCGUCGUCGAUGAUCAUUGAACCGGAGGAUCAUAUAUCGGCGCAACGGUCCAGAGCUAACGACUCUUUUUCCUCGCAAAAACACAAAAUCGAAAGCAGCCUUCAACCUAUUCCAAAGUCCAACUUCAGAAAUAUCCGGAUCAUGGGUAAGAAGAUCCCUCAACCAAAAACAUCAGAAUCCAUCAUCGCUCAGCUUAAGCAAGCACAAGAGCCGCACAGUCGAUUCAUCAACCAAGCCCGCGAUGCUAAACGAAAGCUCGCUGCAGCUCAAGGUAUGGCCAUCCCGAGGUGGGAGGAUUAUUGGAAAGAGCUCGAUGAGUGGAGGGAUCUCGUAGUGGAGCAAGAGAUCGAUCGAGAGCUUUAUCAGCAUGGCUUUGCGCCGACACCUCCGACAACCCCUGUUCCUCGACCCGUCAAACCCAAGGAUCUUGAGAAUGUUGGUGGAAACUCUAGGGAAUGAUGUUUUGUCGAGCUUCUUGAGCUUCAGGCUUUCGUUGUCUUUCGUGAGGGGAGGUGGUGGUCGGAUUUCAGCGCAUAGGAGUCGGCUUUUCUUGGUUGGGAAAUUUUGAUGUGCUGCGCUCCUGUGAUCAUUCAGGGGGGGUGG